AUGGAAAGAGCAAACCAUUCAGUGGUAUCUGAAUUUAUUUUGCUGGGACUUUCCAAAUCUCAAAAUCUGCAGAUUUUAUUCUUCUUGGGAUUCUCUGUGGUUUUCAUGGGGAUUGUGUUAGGAAACCUUCUCAUCUUGGUGACUGUGACCUUUGAUGCACGCCUACACACACCAAUGUAUUUUCUGCUUAUCAACCUCUCCUGCAUUGAUAUGAUCCUGGCUUCUUUUGCUACCCCCAAGAUGAUUGUAGAUUUCCUCCGAGAACAUAAGACCAUCUCAUGGUGGGGAUGUUACUCUCAGAUGUUCUUUAUGCACCUCCUGGGUGGGAGUGAGAUGAUGUUGCUUGUAGCCAUGGCAAUAGACAGGUAUGUUGCCAUAUGCAAACCCCUCCAUUACAUGACCAUCAUGAGCCCACGGAUGCUCACUGGGCUACUGUUAUCCUCCUAUGCAGUUGGAUUUAUGCACUCAUCUAGUCAGAUGGCUUUCAUGUUGAAUUUGCCCUUCUGUGGUCCCAAUGUUGUAGACAGCUUUUUCUGUGACCUUCCCCUUGUGAUUAAACUUGCCUGCAAGGACACUGACACCCUACAGCUCCUGGUCAUUGCUGACAGUGGGCUCCUGUCACUGAUCUGCUUCCUCCUCUUGCUUGUCUCCUAUGGAAUCAUAAUAUUCUCAGUUAGGCAACAUGCUGCUAGUCGAUCCUCUAAGGCUUUCUCCACUCUCUCGGCUCACAUCACAGUUGUGACUCUGUUCUUUGCUCCAUGUGUCUUUAUCUACAUAUGGCCCUUCAACAGAUACUCUGUGGAUAAAAUUCUUUCUGUGUUUUACACAAUUUUCACACCUCUUUUAAAUCCUAUUAUUUAUACAUUAAGAAAUCAAGAGGUAAAAGCAGCCAUUAAAAAAAUAAAGACUCUGCAUAUAAAUUUAAAACAUAUUUUUAGAUGA
Molecule: messenger RNA, 942 nt
Organism: Sapajus apella (tufted capuchin)
Lineage: Eukaryota; Metazoa; Chordata; Mammalia; Primates; Cebidae
Product: olfactory receptor 4K13
Exons: 1
Coding region: 1-942 (313 amino acids)
Biological process (GO): G protein-coupled receptor signaling pathway
Cellular component (GO): membrane
Molecular function (GO): G protein-coupled receptor activity; olfactory receptor activity
Source: RefSeq, a predicted model, not a curated record